This is a messenger RNA of Yamadazyma jaroonii, 1167 nucleotides long. The record is from the annotation of a GenBank genome assembly. Lineage: Eukaryota; Fungi; Ascomycota; Pichiomycetes; Serinales; Debaryomycetaceae.
AUGUUUUCCGAUUUUUUAUAUUAUAUUACUGUCCUCAACUAUUUGAGUUCAGCCAGUGCUGCUGCCAUUCCUAGAAAUUCAAAAUCGAAUGGUGUUUUCAAAUUAAAUUUCUCCAGUUAUUCAUUAAGAGAAUUGGAUGAUAAAGAUAUUCCAGAAUUCGUGAAGAGAGACGUUAAAGAAGCUACUGUUUCUAAUAAAGAUAAUUUUUAUAUUACUGACAUGUACCUUGGAUCUAACAAACAGAAAGUUAGUGUGGAAUUAGAUACAGGUUCAUCUGAUUUAUGGGUAAUUGGGAAAGAUUCCGGUAUCGACACGACAUAUGGAACUUAUGAUUCAUCAUCAUCUAGUAGUUAUAAGAAGCUUAACGGAGACUUAGAUAUUGGAUAUUUUGAUGGUUCACAUGCUAAAGGUGAUUAUGUUACUGAUUCUGCAUCAUUAUCAAGUAAUGGAGACUUCACUUUAAAAGAUUUCCAAUUUGGUGUUGCAACUGACACUUCUAAAUCCAUUGGAAUGUUUGGCAUUGGUUUAACUGCUUUAGAAAGCACUGAUGAUAAAUACCCAAACUUCCCUCAAGCCUUAAAAGAUCAAGGUUAUAUUAAGAAAAAUGCUUAUUCUUUAUAUUUAUCAUCAAAUGAUGAUGCUUCGGGAACUGUGUUAUUUGGAGGUAUUGAUCAUGCUAAAUAUUCUGGAGAUUUAGUUAAGAUAGACAUCAACUCCGAUAACAGAUUAAAUAUUCAACUUGAGAAAAUGUCUGCUAAUGGAAAUAGCGUUGAUAUUGGUACUGGUGUAACUUUGGAUUCUGGGGCCACUUACUCAUAUUUAAACAGUGACAAUUUACAAAAGCUAGCCGAUGCUGUUGGAGCUACCAAACAAUCAGAUGGUCACUUCGGAUGGUCAAGCUGUGGCGAUGCCCCUGAAUCUUUGACGGUGAGUUUCAAAGGUAUUGAUAUCAAAAUGGGUAGAGAUUAUCUCGGUGGAACUUUGAAAACCAAAAAUGGGAAUCAAAUGAAAUAUUGUUCCUUAAAAUUCUUCGUUAAUGAUAACCAAAGUACUUUAGGUAACAAUUUCUUGAGAAGUGUAUAUGCAGUUUAUGAUUUGGAUGAUAAGACUAUUUCUUUAGCUGAAGCUAAGUACACUUCUGAUGAGGAUAUCGAAACAAUCAGUUAA